ACUACCUCUCCCUUGGGCCUCGUGGGCGCCGCGCGCGCACCGCUCUAGGCCUGCUUCCGCCGCUGCCUCCGCCUCCUGCUUGUGGUGCCGCCGUGGACUGGCCGCGCCGCGCCUCGGAGCGAAAAGAAGCAGGCCGCGCCCGCCCGCCCCGGCGAUCUGUGGAGGAGACAACAGUGCCGGAUGAUCCUUGAGUUUUGUGAAAGCAGAAGCUACUUUCAAGUAAGGUGUAAGUGAAAAGAGUAUCAAAGAUGUCAAAAACCAAUAAAUCGAAAUCAGGGUCCCGUUCCUCUCAUUCAAGAUCUGGAUCACGGUCUCGGUCCCGAUCUUUCUCAAAGUCCCGGUCCCGGUCCCGGUCUGUUUCACGGUCAAGAAAACGCAGGCUCAGUUCUAGGUCCCGUUCGAGAUCCUAUUCUCCAUCUCACAACAGGGAGAGAAACCACCCACGAAUAUACCAGAACCGGGAUUUCCGAGGGCAUAACAGAGGGUAUCGGAGGCCUUAUUAUUUCCGUGGAAGGAAUAGAGGGUUCUACCCAUGGGGCCAGUAUAACCGAGGCGGCUAUGGAAAUUACAGGUCCAACUGGCAAAACUACCGGCAGUCCUAUAGCCCUCGUAGGGGCCGCUCCCGUUCUCGGUCACCCAAGAGGAGGUCUCCGUCUCCAAGGUCUAGAAGCCAUUCUAGAAAUUCUGACAAGUCGUCGUCUGACCGGUCGAGGAGAUCGUCGUCCUCUCGGUCCUCCUCUAAUCACAGUAGAGCGGAGUCUUCCAAGCGUCGGUCACUGAAGGAAAAGAAGUCCUCUUCCAAGGAUGCCCGGGGGUCUCAGGCUGCUGGGGACAACCAAGGCGAUGAUGCCAAGGAACAGCCCUUCUCGGGAGGAACUGCCCAGGAUGCCAAAUCCUCGGAGGGAUCAAAGCCCUGGCAAGACGUGGGCACUUACGGCACGAGUUCAGCAUCCAGGGCCUCUGCUGUGUCCGAGUUGAGUCCAAAGGAGCGCAGCCCAGCGCUCAAGAGCCCUCUUCAGUCUGUUGUUGUGAGGCGUCGUUCCCCCAGGCCAAGUCCACUUCAGAAGCCCAGUCCAACGGCUUCCAACCCUGCACAGCUGGGCUCAGCUCUGCAGAGUGGCAGCUCCUUCCAAACAGGCUCACAUCAGUUUGAGCAUAGCUUAGCAGGCCUGAGCCCAACGAGGAAGAGCCCCGUGUGCAAAAGCCCCACCACAAUCAGUUCUAUGUAUGGGGCUUCUUCUCAGAAGGAGGAAAUGGGGGCAGCCUUCUCUAAGAGGUACUUGGAAGAACAAAAGUCUGAGAAUGGGAAAGAUAAAGAGCAGAAACUGAUGAAUGCAGAUAAGGAAAAAAUGAAAGAGAAGGGAAGCUUCUCAGAGAUGGGGUUAGCGGAUGGUAAGACCAAAUCUGAUCCUUAUGCCUCCAAAGCUGACCCAGAAAAGGUCUAUCGUGGCAGUCAGUCCCCAAAGCGCUAUAAGCUCCGCGAUGACUUUGAGAAGAAGAUGGCAGAAUUCCACAAGGAGAGCCACUAUGGCAAAGAGGAGGUGGAUGAACCAGAAAAGAAAGCUAAGGGCAAAGGGCGGAAGGAAUCCAACUUUGAGGAGGAUGAGGAGGAUGAGCCCAAGUUCCUGUCCAAGACAGUGUCUGCUUCCAGCAAAAACCAGGAGGAAGAUCGGACAGGCAAGUGGGAAGGCCUAGUAUUUCUGCCUGCAGCCAAAGAGAAACAGAGAAAAGCUGAGGAGAUGGAGGAGGAAUCCUAUGCCGAGCAGUCUAAGAAAGAGGAGAGGCAGGCGGCCAAGAGAGCAGAAGCUGGUCACAGAGGCUUCAUUCCAGAGAAGAAUUUCCGAGUGACCACUUACAAAGCCAGCCAAGACAAGAGUGCUGCUGCUACUGCUGCUCCUUCACGAAAGGCCUCUGAUGGCAGAGAGAAGCUGAGCACACGCACAGAGAGCCUGGCCACUGGCAAGUCCUCCUUUUCCAUCACUCGGGAAACCCAAGUCAACCUCCGGAUGGAUUCUUUCGACGAGGAUCUUGCACGCCCCAGUGGGAUUUUGGCCCAGGAGCGCAAGCUGUGUCGUGACCUGGUGCACAGCAACAAGAAGGAGCAGGAGUUCCGCUCCAUUUUCCAUCACAUCCAAUCAGCCCAGUCUCAGCGGAGUCCCUCGGAGCUGUUUGCUCAGCACAUUGUGACCAUUGUCCACCACGUGAAAGAACAUCACUUUGGGGCUUCGGGAAUGACACUGAAUGAACGCUUUACAAAGUACCUCAAGCGAGCAGAGCAGGAAUCGGCUAAGAACAAAAGUCCCGAGAUCCACAGGAGGAUAGACAUUUCUCCAAGUUCUUUUAGAAAACAUGGAUUCUCACAAGAGGAAAUCAAAAGUUCCAAGGAAUCCAGCUACAAGGCAGAUAGCAAAUACAAAGAUGACCCAGUUGACCUGCGCCUUGACAUUGAACGGCGUAAAAAGCAUAAGGAGAAAGAUAAGCGCGGCAAGUCAAGGGAAUCCGUGGACUCCAGACCCUCCAGUCAUUCACGUGAGAGAUCAACAGAGAAAACUGAGAGGUCCCACAAAGGAUCCAAAAAAAAAAAGCACCGACACGUGCGAGAGCGGUCCCGGUCCAGCUCUUCGUCCUCACAGUCCUCGCGCUCCUAUAAAGCAGAAGAAUACCCUGAGGAGACUGAAGAGCGGGAGGAGGAGGCGGCGGCAGCAGCGGCCGCCGCCCCUGGCUUUGACAAGUCCCGUCUCGGCACCAAGGAGUUUGCUGGCCCAGGCGAGAGGGGCCGAGCGCGGGGGGCCUUUCAGCAGUUCCGGGCCAGGGGCCGUGGCUGGGGAAGAGGCACCUUCUCUGGCAACAGCAACAAUAACAAUAGCAGCGGCAGCGCUGACUUCCAGAAGCGAACCAGGGAGGAGGAGUGGGACCCCGAGUACACACCCAAGAGCAAAAAGUACUACUUGCAUGACGACCGUGAGGGUGAAGGUGGUGAGAAGUGGGCAAGCAGAGGCCCCCGAGGCCGGGGCAUCUUCCCCCGAGGCCGGGGCCGUUUCCUGUACCGGAAAUCAAGCACCAGCCCCAAAUGGGCCCACGACAAAUUUAGUGGCGAGGAGGGAGAGAUUGAGGACGACGAGAGCGGAGCCGAGACCAGAGAGGAGAAGGAGGUCCUUCAGUCGGUGGUAGAAUAGCCGCUUGGAGCCUGAAGCGAUCGCCUCUCUCCGCUUGGACUGACAUUGGCCCUUCUUGACUAGUUGAAUGUGCUUCUUCUGUGUUUGGGUUUUGGUUUUUUGGUGACCCUUGGAGGACGAUGUAGAGUGAGUUUCUCCCCAAUACUCCUGACAUCCCCCCCCAUGUGAUGAUAAAGAUAGAUAAUUAAUUCUCCAUUUUGUUUUUUCACCUUUCUCCUUUCUGUGGAUUUUAAAAAACAAUCCUUUAUUUUAAGUGUGUGUGUGUGUGUGUGUGUGUGUGUGUACCAAUAUAUCCAUCCCUCUUUCAGAGGAUUAAUUUCAGAAAGCCUUCCUGGUUCUUAUAUAUCCAAGCAGAACAAUGCAUGUGAAUAAACACCUGAAUAUAAACUGUUGGGACCAAAUUCUGUAGUAGUAAUUGGAAGGAACUUUCUUCUCUCCUCUCACACACACAAAUUUGAACUCUUUUCAUUUUAAGAAAUGUUUCUUCUUCUUUUUCUUUUGGAGCUGAAGCUUUCAAAUUGGCAUGCUGCAGGUUGAGGAAACACACCCCUCCCCUCAAAACGCAGGACUGCUCUUGGCUGACGUUAGCCGCAUCUCGGCAUCCCACUCACUUGAGGCUUCUUGCAUCCCCCGCCCCCCACCUGCCUCCAGUUGUGAAUCUGAACACACUUUUCAGGGUCGCAUAGUUUUCUAAGAACUGUCCAAAUAUAUACUAGGUUUAAAAACAACCUGUAGCAUGAAGAAUUAGGAUUAUUUCCAGUAUUUUUAUUAAUCUUUUUAUAAAGCAACUCUGACUCGCUUUUGUGAUGGUCAUGGUAAGUUGCCACCAGUUGGUUUUGUGUUUCUCUUCAGCUUGGAACUGGCAGCAUCUGGCCAGCUACAGAGAAGUCCGUCCCUUGAAAAGCCUGACUUUGUGGAGCUUCUCUUCCCUCCCCUUCUCCCUCCACCUUCCCCCCCCCCCCCUGCUCAUUUUGUGGAAAUGACACAGUUCUUGCUUAGCAAAGCCCACAAGUUUUUGUUUUGACUCCUUGUUGAAAUAAAAUUAAGUUGAAAUGAA
Molecule: messenger RNA, 4233 nt
Organism: Hemicordylus capensis (graceful crag lizard)
Lineage: Eukaryota; Metazoa; Chordata; Lepidosauria; Squamata; Cordylidae
Gene: THRAP3
Product: thyroid hormone receptor associated protein 3
Exons: 12
Coding region: 249-3176 (975 amino acids)
Biological process (GO): positive regulation of transcription by RNA polymerase II
Cellular component (GO): mediator complex
Molecular function (GO): transcription coregulator activity; DNA binding
Source: RefSeq, a predicted model, not a curated record